CAAAAAAUCCCCUCCUUUUUAUAGUUUCUCUCUCCCAAUACCUAACCCUCUUUCUCUCUCUAUAUAUUUAGCCUCGCUUUGUUGGCGGCUAAAACUCUCUCUCUCUAAAAUCCGUUGUCUCCGCUCUCUCUUCUAGGGUUUCUUUCUCUCUCCUCCCAUAAACCCUUUCCAAAAUCUUCAGGGUUUCACUACUCCUCCUCCUCCUCCUCCUUUUGAGAGAUUUAUCUUUUUCUUAUGGCUGCUGGUGCUCCUCCUGUUGAUCAAGCUGCAGGCUUGCUGCAGAAUUUGUCAUUGGAUUCUCAGAAUAGGAAUCUUGAAAUUACAGAGCCAAAAAAGAAGCCUUCUGUGGACUCAAAAGACGUGGGAAAUGGUCAGAUCCAGUCCAUGAAUCGGUCUGUGACCCCUCUGUUGCCGGAAUUCAUAGAUCCGAAUUUUUGCUAUCUUCCUAAUGGUUAUCCCUCUACUGCAGCAUACUAUUAUGGACAUACAAGUUUCAAAAGUACUACAACCACAAACGUUAUGGCAUGUUUAAGACCACAAGGAUAUGAUGCUUCUGGUAAUGAGUGGGAGGACUAUUCAAGAUAUUUAAAUCCGGAUGGAGUUGAGAUGGCUGUAAGUUAUUCUGCUUGAAUUCUUGCUACAACGUUAAAUGUGUUUAUCUGUUUGCUGUAUUAAUUUUUGUGUCAUGGAAAUUCUUUGUUGCUGUCUAUAGUU
Molecule: messenger RNA, 714 nt
Organism: Nicotiana tabacum (common tobacco)
Lineage: Eukaryota; Viridiplantae; Streptophyta; Magnoliopsida; Solanales; Solanaceae
Source: RefSeq, a predicted model, not a curated record